Messenger RNA from Orcinus orca (killer whale), 955 nucleotides. RefSeq names its product peptidyl-prolyl cis-trans isomerase-like 3. Gene Ontology annotation, molecular function: peptidyl-prolyl cis-trans isomerase activity. Gene Ontology annotation, biological process: protein peptidyl-prolyl isomerization. The record is from RefSeq and is a predicted model, not a curated record. Lineage: Eukaryota; Metazoa; Chordata; Mammalia; Artiodactyla; Delphinidae. The annotation marks the transcript as partial. Gene Ontology annotation, cellular component: catalytic step 2 spliceosome. The transcript has a single exon.
UUGGUGACACUGCAUACAGAUGUAGGUGAUAUUAAAAUCGAAGUCUUCUGUGAGAGGACACCCAAAACAUGUGAAAAUUUCUUGGCUCUUUGUGCCAGUAAUUACUACAAUGGCUGUAUAUUUCAUACAAAUAUCAAGGGUUUCAUGGUUCAAACAGGAGAUCCAACAGGUACUGGAAGAGGAGGUAGCAGUAUCUGGGGCAAGAAAUUUGAAGAUGAAUACAGUGAAUAUCUUAAGCACAACGUUAGAGGUGUUGUACCUAUGGCUAAUAAUGGCCCAAACACCAAUGGAUCUCAGUUCUUCAUCACCUAUGGGAAGCAGCCACAUCUGGACAUGAAAUACACAGUAUUUGGAAAGGUAAUAGAUGGUCUGGAGACUCUAGAUGAAUUGGAGAAGUUACCAGUAAAUGAGAAGACAUAUCGACCUCUUAAUGAUGUACACAUUAAGGACAUAACUAUUCAUGCCAACCCAUUUGCUCAGUAGCUAUAAUAGACCUGGACAAAUACUUGGCAAACUAUUCAAGGAACACACCUAUUAUGGUUUACCCAGUUUUAAUUAUGUCAGAGAUUGCAUCAUUAUACAACUUGUUUACAACUAAGAUCUACUUGUUUACAGCUAAGAUCUUCUAUGAGUUGGUGGUACCAAGGGAAGCCAAACAGCUUUUACUCCUAUUCUUAGAGGGUAUUCUUUACUGUAACUAUUACCUAAUGCAUUUCUUUAAUUUUUUUUAAAAACCUUAUGUUUAAUUUUGUUUUUCCAUAUAAAUAUUCAUUUAAAAAUGCUGAGUCUCAAAUCCAGGCAUUGUUGAGCACCCUAAUUACAUGCUCCUACCAUAUGUAGUCCACAUCCUGGAAAUAUUAUUUUCUAUUAAUUAUUUACUUUAUACAGUUAGAAAGAGGAAGGACAAAUAAAGAGAUGGCCUAGAAAGGCCGGUCAAAAAAAAAAAAAAAAAAAA